AUGGAAAAGUUAAUCCGCGAACGAAAAUCUAUCGAGCCACGUAUCAAACGUGUGGCCGAAGCAGUGAAAAAACUAGAGACAGAAGCGGCUGAAGAAACCGAAGUGCAAACGGAACUCGAAGUGCUCGGUGAAAUUUGGGCUGCAUUUUGUACAGUGCACAAAAGAGUGUUGGACGCAUGUGACGAUGAGGAUAAAUAUGCAGACGCUGUGCGAAAUCAGUGCAAUUUUGAACGCGCUUACAUUGGACUGAAAAAUCGCCUUGCGAAAGUGCUAAAAGCGGUGCAGAAUCGCGAUCGCAGUCAAGAAGAGCGAUAUCCGCCGCAAAGUGAAAUAAUUAACCAACUUGCACAGCAACAAGCAGAGUUACUCCGUAUGAUGGCGGGUAGAAUGGCUGCUGGCGCUAGUGCAUCCACUGCUGUUGCUGAUAAUGCCCACGAUCCCAUACCGCUGUCCGAUCUCAAGCUGCCCCGCAUGAACCUUCCUCUCUUCGCUGGGAACUAUCUCGAGUGGCAGUCUUUUAUCGAUUUAUUCAAGAGUAUGGUUGACUCGAACCCAUCGAUCAAGGAUAGUCAAAAAUUGUAUUUUCUCAAAACUCAUCUCUCUGGAGAGGCUGCAACACUUAUCUCCCAUCUAAAAAUUGAAGAUGCAAAUUACGCUCCGGCUCUGGCAAAGCUUAAAGAUCGCUACGAUAAACCACUCGAGAUUGCUCACAAGCACAUUGAACGCUUUCUCAACCAACAAGCCAUGACGUCACCGUCUGCUCAAGCGUUACGUUCAUUGCAUGACGUCUCCGACGAGGUUGUUCGUGCUCUUCAAGCCAUGCAAAGAGAGGAUCGUGAUACUUGGCUGCUGUUCAUCCUCAUCGGAAAACUGGAUUCCGAAACCAAGCAGCUUUGGUAUCAAAAGGUUACUGAUAUGGAGGAAGCUGGCAUCACUCUGAAAGCUUUUCUCGCGUUCAUCGACUCUCGCAGUUUCGCUCUGCAAGCUGCUCAGCCUACUAGACAACGAACUAUUGCUGCUAGUAAGCUUCCAAUUAAGCCGCAGUAUAAGGGAGCAACCGCACUCGUCGCCACCAAUACAACAUCAAGUUGCGACGUUUGUGCCAAAUCCUCUCAUCAUCUCUACCAGUGCGGUAAGUUCAUCCACAUGAGCUCAGAGGAAAGACUCGCUGUGUUAAGCUCUCACAGACUGUGCCGCAAUUGUCUAAGAAAGCACCCAGGCGAACCUUGCAAAUCGGGUAACUGUCGCAAAUGUGGUUUACUACACCACCCCCACUUCGCCCUCACCCCUCAAGAUCGCCAAACUCCUUCCGCAUCGAAUGCUGUUCCCUCAGGUGGUGGUUCGGCCGCCCAAUCUUUGAUUUCGGCCCUUGAUUCCACUACUGAAUUCGAUGCCUCCAAUGUACUACUAGCCACUGUGUCCAUUAAUGUACUAGACAAACAUGGACGCCCCAACACAUGUCGCGCUGUUCUGGAUUGCGCGUCCCAAGUAAGUUUUAUCAGCCAGACUUUCUGCAACGAACUUGGCCUCGAUUUGUUAGAAGCAGACAUGAAUUUGGAAGGUAUAUCAUCAACCCCCGCACAUGCAGACAAAUGUGUGCAAAUCAUCGUUGAAUCGCGAUGCACGGACUAUCGUACCGCGGUUCCUUGCAUGGUGCUCAACAAAAUCACAAAUACUCUACCCAUCAAAACAGCGAACACCGACGGUUGGCCUAUUCCAGGUUCGAUCACCCUGGCCGAUCCGCUAUUUCAUCGCCCCGGUAAGAUUAGCGUGCUUCUUGGCAUUGAACUUUUCUUCCAGUUACUUGAGCCUGGAAAAAUUUCACUGAGCUCUGACGACAGUUUGCCCACUUUACAAAACACUAAGUUAGGGUGGGUGGUUGCUGGUCGAUAUCGGUAUCCCACACCACAAGUGACGACUACUACAUGCUUGUUAGCCACCACUGACGACAGCUUGAACCAGCAACUGCAACGAUUCUGGGAAUUAGAGGAAUAUGCACCAGUUUCACCUCAUCUUAGCGACGAGGAAAAACGCUGCGAGGAUCCCUUUUACAAGCACACCGUGCGAGACGAUGAUGGAAAAUUUAUUGUACGGCUACCGUUUCUGGAUUCUCCGAGCCUACUUGGUGAUUCGCGUCAAAUUGCCGAAAAGCGACUAAGUCACAUCGAACGAAAGUUGCAACGGAACCCUCAUCUAAAGCUGGAAUACCAUGCCUUUCUCCGUGAGUACCUUGAGUCCGGCCAUAUGACACUCAUCGAGAAUCCUCCGAACGAUGCUAUUUAUCUCCCGCAUCAUUGUGUGGUAAAGGAAUCGAGUUCCACCACAAAAUAUCGCGUUGUCUAUGAUGCUGCAGCGAAGACUACCAGCGGCUUGUCCCUUAACGAUAUUCUCAUGGCUGGCCCGGUACUGCAAGAUUCGCUAGUGGAUAUUCUUCUUCGCUUUCGUUUUCCGCUGAUUGUUUUCACCGGUGAUAUCAAGCAAAUGUACCGUAUGAUUAAACUGGCCGAUUGCGAUUAUUUGUGCAUUGUUUGGCGGUGGGGCAAUAAUGAACCUGUGCAGGCCUACCGAUUAAACACAGUCACUUAUGGGACGAAGAGCGCAUCGUACUUGGCGACAAAGUGCCUGCAACAAUUAUCGGAAUCGUACAGACAGCAGUAUCCGACAGCGGUUGGGAAGGCAGAAAGGGGCACCUACGUCGACGACGUGUUGUUGGGAGCUGACUCCGAAGAAGAAGCAGUCUUACUACGGCAGCAAGUAACGAAGAUUUUCGCCUCAGGUGGUUUCCACCUGCGGAAGUGGGCAUCAAACAGUGCAGCAGUACUCCAGGACAUCCCGGCUGAGGAUAUAGAAAUGCAGCUACCCAUCGAACUCAACGACACUCGCACCAUCAAGGCUCUUGGCAUACACUGGCAGCCGUGCAGCGACGUAUUCCAGUUCUCCAGCUCAACGCACAAGAUCUUUCAGCCCACAAAGCGGACCAUGCUUUCGCAAAUCGCCAGCAUUUUCGACCCCCUAGGCUUACUAGCCCCGAUAGUCAUCAAAGCGAAAAUGGUCAUGCAGCAACUGUGGGAGCUGAAGGUGGACUGGGACGAAACACCCCCGGGUGAGUUGGUUCAAAAUCGGUUAGUAUUUGUGCAAAGCCUUUCCGAUCUGAAUUCAUUACAGGUACCACGUCGAGUGAUUGGCAUGCGUCAAGCCUCUCGCGUCUAUCUGCACGGCUACAGUGAUGCAUCCGAGCGAGCCAUGGGUGCUUGCCUCUACAUUCGGGCCAUCUGUGGUUGCGGCAAUACAUCAUCGCACUUGCUGUGUGCGAAAUCCAAGACAGCACCGAUUGGGAAUGGACGAACAACAUUACCCCGCUUGGAGUUGUGUGCGGCAGUGACUCUGUCCUGGCUGAUAGCGAAUGUGAUGAAGGCAAACCCUAUACAUUUCCAUGAAGUGCGGGCUUUUUCGGAUUCAACUGUUGCACUGGCAUGGAUUCACGGAGGAGCUUCGAGAUGGAAAACAUUUGUUGCCAACCGGGUGGCAGAAAUCACUACGAUCCUACCUGCAAUCAAUUGGCAUCAUGUAGAUACACACAGCAACCCAGCCGAUGUAAUCUCACGUGGUGCUCUGCCAGAGCAAUUGAUCAACAAUUCCCUUUGGUGGCAUGGACCAGGCUGGAUCAAGUCACUCAACACCGACGAAGUUACACUCACUUGUGCUCUUGACGCCACUCAACAACGACAAGUGAAAAGGGAGCAACGAUCGACUGCCGUGGCGUGUUUGCUGUAUACGAAAACCAAUUUAUCGACGACAUGCUAG
This is a messenger RNA of Wyeomyia smithii (pitcher-plant mosquito), 3804 nucleotides long. RefSeq lists its product as uncharacterized. The record is from RefSeq and is a predicted model, not a curated record. NCBI's taxonomy places the organism in Eukaryota, Metazoa, Arthropoda, Insecta, Diptera, Culicidae. The coding region runs from base 1 to 3804 and encodes 1267 amino acids. The transcript has a single exon.